AUGAACCAGCUAUCAUGUGCCUUGCAAAACUUUCGCCACCUUUUGAAAACAUGCAUAGCCGAGAGAGACCUCUUUACAGGCAAAGCUCUCCAUGCACUAUAUUUCAAGUCCCUCCUUCCUCCUUCCACAUACCUUUCCAACCACUUCAUCCUCCUUUACUCCAAAUGUGGCCGUCUCUCCUCUGCUCGGAACGCCUUCGACCAGACCCAAGAACCCAAUGUCUUCUCCUUCAAUGCUAUCGUCGCUGCGUAUGCAAAAGAGUCCCAUACCCACAUUGCCCACCAAAUGUUUGAUAAAAUCCCCCAUCCGGACUUGGUCUCCUAUAACACCCUCAUUUCUGCUUAUGCCGAUCGCGGCGAGACUGAACCGGCGUUGAGUUUGUUUACUGGGAUGAGAAACAUGGGUCUUGACAUGGAUGGGUUUACCAUCUCUGCUGUGAUCACGGGUUGUUGUGAUGAUAUUGGUUUGAUUAGGCAGUUGCAUUCGGUGGCGGUGUCAGGUGGUUUUGAUUCAUAUAUUUCUGUAAACAAUGCGCUUGUAACUUACUAUAGUAAAAAUGGGUUUUUGGAGGAGGCGAAGAGGGUGUUCUAUGUCAUGGGAGAGGUAAGAGAUGAAGUGUCUUGGAAUUCCAUGAUUGUGGCAUAUGGCCAGCACCGCCAAGGGUUGAAAGCCCUGGCAUUGUUUCAGGAAAUGGUCAGGAGGGGAUUUAAGGUCGACAUGUUUACAUUGGCAAGUGUUUUAACUGCAUUUACGUGUGUGGAGGACUUGUUGGGUGGACUUCAGUUCCAUGCUAAGUUGAUCAAAACUGGUUUCCACCAGAAUUCACAUGUUGGGAGUGGCCUGAUCGAUUUAUAUUCCAAGUGUGCUGCUGGUGGCAUGUCAGAUUGUAGGAAAUUAUUUGAAGAGAUUCCUUAUCCGGAUUUGGUUCUUUGGAACACAAUGAUUUCUGGGUAUUCUCAAAAUGAUGAGUUCUCUGAAGAUGCUCUAGAUUGUUUCCGUCAAAUGCAACGUGUUGGUCACUGUGCUGAUGAUUGCAGCUUCGUCUGUGUGAUUAGUGCAUGCUCCAAUUUGUCAUCUCCCUCCCAGGGGAAGCAGAUUCAUGCCUUAGCAAUCAAAUCUGAUAUCCCUUCUAAUAAAGUUUCAGUGAAUAAUGCUCUUGUUACAAUGUACUCCAAAUGCGGGAAUCUUCAUGAUGGAAGAAGGUUAUUUGAUAGGAUGCCAGAGCAUAAUACUGUCUCUUUAAAUUCGAUGAUUGCAGGUUAUGCACAGCAUGGGAUCGGAGUGGAAUCACUACGGCUUUUUGAACAUAUGCUUCAGAUGGAUAUUGUUCCUUCAAGUAUAACCUUUAUCUCUGUCCUUUCUGCUUGUGCUCACACUGGAAAAGUUGAGGAGGGUCAGAAGUAUUUCAAUAUGAUGAAGGAGAAGUUCAAGAUUGAACCAGAAGCGGAGCAUUAUUCAUGCAUGAUUGAUCUUCUAGGUCGAGCAGGCAAACUGGAUGAAGCUGAAAGACUCAUUGAGACGAUGCCAUUCAGCCCUGGCUCUGUUGGCUGGGCUACAUUACUCGGUGCAUGUAGAACACAUGGAAAUAUUGAACUAGCAGUGAAGGCAGCCAAUCAGUUUCUUCAACUGGAUCCUUCAAAUGCUGCUCCAUAUGUGAUGCUGUCAAAUAUGUAUGCUAGAGAUGGAAAAUGGGAAGAAGUAGCAACAAUUAGAAAACUUAUGCGAGAUAGAGGAGUGAAGAAAAAACCAGGUUGUAGUUGGAUUGAGGUGAAUAAGAGGGUACACGUUUUCGUGGCUGAAGAAAUUUCCCACCCGAUGAUUAAAGAUAUUCAUGAAUACUUGGAAGAGAUGUCAAGGAAGAUGAAGCGAGCGGGGUAUGUACCUGAUUUAAGAUGGACCUUGGUAAAGGACGAUGAAUCAGUGCAAGGAGAGAAGGAGAUACGGUUGGGGCAUCACAGUGAAAAGCUAGCUGUUGCGUUUGGGUUGAUCUCGACUAGAGAGGGAGAGCCUAUACUUGUGGUGAAGAACCUGAGGAUUUGUGGGGAUUGCCACAAUGCAAUCAAAUUUAUCUCUGCCAUUGCUGGGAGGGAAAUCACUGUGAGAGAUGCCCACAGGUUUCAUUGCUUUAAGGAAGGGCAUUGUUCUUGUGGGGAUUAUUGGUGAUAUUUCUGCUAGUGAAUUUCAGUUCUCUUUUGGCAGCAAAUGAAGAUCGGCUUCUACAAGCAUGACAUGAAUGACUUUUCAAGGAAACCAAGCGAUUGGCUUUUCAAUGGAAGAUGCAUUAGAUUCAUGGCUCCGAGUCUCUAACCAGGCAAAAGACAUCAUCAAAUUCCUACCUUGGGGCAAGUUUAUAGGAAUUGAUUAUUGGUCCUGAUUUUUGUGUAACACAUCCCUACUUUUAACGAGAUAGAAGUCAAAAGAUAGAAUCAGCUAGGUCAUAUUAGACUUCUUCUGAUCAAGAAACUUUAAAAUGGAUGUUCUUUUUCUUUUCA
Prunus mume (Japanese apricot) is the source of this 2492-nucleotide messenger RNA. Its product is annotated as Pentatricopeptide repeat (PPR) superfamily protein. Gene Ontology annotation, molecular function: zinc ion binding; protein binding; RNA binding. The record is from RefSeq and is a predicted model, not a curated record. Lineage: Eukaryota; Viridiplantae; Streptophyta; Magnoliopsida; Rosales; Rosaceae. Gene Ontology annotation, biological process: RNA modification.